AUGUCUGCGGGUAGCGUGGACCUUGCAGAGGGAAAUGCCCUGACAAAGUUACAGCCUACAAAAGUGAACAAUUUAAGUAUGAUGGACAAAAAACUGAAUCUCUUGAAUGAAAAGAUGGACAAACUGUUGCAUUUCCAAGAAGAUCUGACAGGCAAACUGCAGCGAGUUAACAAAGGCAUUGAUGAUGUAGAAAAAGGCAUUACCAAGCUAACAGCAUCCCGAGCAGCUCCUGAUGAGACAGAUGCAAUGAAAAAAGGCCUAAAGGUAUCGGACAGUACUCACCAGACUGAUAUCCAGAGCAUAUGCUCAGAAGUGCUGAAAUUGAUGAAAGCUGCCCAGCUAGAUGCCUCGAAGCAUAAGGAGAGGCUGGCAAAGAUAGAAAAAAGGGUUGAUACACUGGAUAAAGUUAUUACAUUUGUGGGAGAAGUAUUAAAAAAUUCUAAAGUAGUGGAUUUUAUUCUCAAAGGCAUUGUGCCCUGGAAGAAGGGGAGUCUGCUGGAAAUCCUUGUUGAGGCCAAAGAUAAGCCUGAGGAGAGUGGUGCAAAACCUAAGCAUGUGCUUAGUAACAGAGGAACCCAAACUGAAAGCAAGAAGCCUCUGGAAGAGACAAAAAGCGGGAAAAAGCUGGAUGAAAACAAGGGAGCAUGUGAGAAGGUGAACGCUUCUAGUGCUGUAGCCCACAAAGCUGACUCCAAACCCCAAGUUAAAGAGACAGUGGCGCAGCAGCAAACAGUGGAAGAUCAUGUAGGCAACCAAAAUGUUCCUGCUAAAGCACUCGAUAUGGACAGAGCCCCACACCUAGAUGAGUGCCACAGGCAGCUUGUUCAUCAGAAACUCAGAGAGAAUGAAAACAAACCUCCAUCGUCGAGUGUGGCAUCCCGGGAAGCUGUGCCCUCCGCAGCCCAGGCUAUAUCUGACACAGAGUGUGAAGUGACACAUACCAGGAUAUCCAUCAAUGUACACAUGACUGAAAGGAAAGAAAAGAUUGAGAUGACCAAGGAAGGAAACUUAAAUGAUCACAGAGGUAAAAGUCCCAAAGUAAAAUCCCUGUCCUCCACACCAGCAGAAGUGGAAGGAGUCAAACAGCUGCCUGACAAAUUAAAACUUCAACAGAGUCCUAAAAACAUCAGCACUGAGCCAAAUCAAGAAGUGAAAGGGGACAAAAAACAAAAUGAACUUGCACCUCAAGCGGGGAAGCAACAGCCAUUACUGAGCAAGCCCAAGCCAGGUAAAAAGGCUGAAGAGAAAUCAGAAUUAAAAUGCAAGCCCGUAACCUCACAGAGUAUCUCUGCAAAGGAGCCUACAAAAGAUCUAGGGGUAGAAGUGAAAAUCCAUCAAGAAACAGCAAAAGCAGAAGAAUCCCUGACAGAUGCCAAAUCUGAGAGGAGAGAAUCUGAGUCUGCAUCUUUAGGGGGAAGUGAAAAUGAUGCUCAUCAGUGUACAGGAAUGGCACCAGAGAAGACCAAAUCAUUGAAAGCUAGCAAAGAGCUUCCCACACAGGAUGAAAUGAUCGUCGAUGACAGCCCUUCUCCUCCGGCUCCUUUCGAACAUCGCAUAGUGAGUGUCAAGCAAACAGAGGUGACAACGUGCUACUCGGUGUGUCGCCAUGAAGUACUGGGGGGGGGGCGUUUUGGGCAAGUUCACAAGUGCACGGAAAUAUCAACUGGUCUCAACCUGGCAGCCAAAAUCAUAAAAGUGAAAGGAGCAAAAGAGAGGGAGGAAGUAAAAAAUGAAAUUAAUGUCAUGAACCAAUUAAAUCACGUGAAUCUGAUCCAGCUUUAUGAUGCUUUUGAAGCCAAAAAUAAUAUCACUCUGAUCAUGGAAUAUCUUGAUGGUGGUGAGUUAUUUGACCGGAUCACAGAUGAAAACUACAAUCUAACUGAGUUGGAUGCAAUCCUAUUUACCAAACAGAUUUGUGAAGGAGUCCACUACUUGCACCAGCAUUAUAUUCUCCAUUUAGAUCUGAAGCCUGAAAACAUACUAUGUGUAAAUCACACAGGAAACCAGAUUAAAAUUAUUGACUUUGGAUUAGCAAGGAGGUACAAACCUCGUGAGAAACUGAAGGUUAAUUUCGGAACUCCAGAGUUCUUGGCUCCUGAAGUGGUGAACUAUGACUUUGUUUCCUUCCCAACAGACAUGUGGAGUGUAGGCGUCAUCACCUAUAUGUUGCUUAGUGGCCUGUCCCCAUUCCUGGGAGAAACUGAUGCGGAGACAAUGAAUUAUGUAGUCAAUUGCAGCUGGGAUUUUGAUGCAGAAGCAUUUGAACAGCUAUCGGAGGAAGCUAAAGACUUUAUUUCCCGACUACUCGUGAAGGAGAAAAGCUGCCGGAUGAGUGCAACGCAGUGUCUGAAGCACGAGUGGUUAAACAAUCUACCUGCCAAAGCCAAGAAGUCCAAGCUUCGCCUGAAGUCCCAGUUGUUGCUGCAGAGUUACAUGGCUCACAGAAAAUGGAAGAAACAUUUUUAUGUGGUGGCUGCUGCUAACAGGCUGAAGAGAUUUCAGAGUAUGUCUGUCAAGCUUGCAUAAGCUUGUAUGAAGCAUCUACCACUCUUGAAGAUGGACAUGAAGCCAUGGAAGAAGGACUCAGCAUCUUCAAUAAUUUCUACCCCUUUGUUUUAUAAGGUUUUGAGUCUGUCCUCCUCAAAUAUUAUGUGUGUUAGUGCUAAGGUUCCAGAAGUGCCUCAAGGAAGAGGCACAGAAAUAAUUUCUAAAAGCAGAAGCUACCUUGUUUGUUUUUACAAGUUUUUAGUUGUUGUACAUAGCGAUGGAAAAACAUG
Messenger RNA from Nipponia nippon (crested ibis), 2777 nucleotides. NCBI's taxonomy places the organism in Eukaryota, Metazoa, Chordata, Aves, Pelecaniformes, Threskiornithidae. The record is from RefSeq and is a predicted model, not a curated record.